AAGUGGCGACAGGAGCAGGACAGACGGAGCGGAGCGGAGCAGAGCGGAGCGAGGCUUCAAAACACAAACAGCAAAGAACAACAGCCGCCAACCUCAACAGCGCAGGGAACUCAGCGGCUGCUUUGGAGAACAAGCAGCACAUCUGCGGAUUUGUUUAACUUAUUUUCGCCUGGACACCGGCUCUGAAGAGUUCAUCUGCAGAGUGGAGAAGUGAAGUGAAUCGAAUCGAAGCGAAGCAGGAGGCUACUGGAUCUUCUGAACAACACGCAUCCUGUACGAGCUACAAUUAAACCUUUGCACCCUUUUCGUCUUUUACUCCAUUUGUAUUUAUAUAAUCGCGUGGCUUGUGAACACACUUAUGCUUGGCGCACUCGGUGUAACAUCGCACCUGAUGAAAAGCUGCAGUCUCCGGGGUCGUCUGUUCAAGCGUGCUGUGAAUUGAUGAACUGGACAAUCCACAGAUUUGUGAAGGAUCUUCUCAUACUUCAUUUCAAAUACUCGGGCUCUCUGACGUGAUCCUGGUGCACGAGUGACAGCACCUAAAGAUGUCAAGUUUCACUUUCACUCUACUGUCAACUGAUAUGGCCCGAAGUGCAAGCUGCUGAAAACGAAAGCAAUGCCUAUGACGCCGUAGCACCAGGUACCCACAGCUUUUGUGAUGUGACGCAUCGGCCCCCUUUGUUCUUGCCUUGAUCUCACACCCUCGCUGUUUUAAUGAGGUGAACAUAUUUGGCUCGUGACUUUCUUCAACAAAGCGUUGUGUGGUGUAGCCCCACGCUCUUUCUUCUCUUUCUGUGUGCGCAUCCUCGGCUUACAAUGAGUUUGUGAAAGGAGUUUCUGAGCUUCAAAGCAAGCACGCCGUGCUGCUUUUUACAGCCUUCCAGAUACAAAGACUGGUCCAAAACUCCUGGGAUUUUUAUAUAUAUUUUUUUCUCUUCCAUGUCAUUUGGACUUGAUUUUGUCACCCUGAAUGCACUCUGUGACGAGAUGAAUUGACGGUGACCUGGAGAGUCGCUCAGGCAUCGCAGCUCGUGUUCUACAUCUUGUACUUCCACCAUCAUUGAUCAAAAGCUCUCCUUCUUGACCACUACAGCCAUCUUCCAGUUUAACAUUACGUGUGACAUCCAGACACCAAAACAAGGUCCCCUCAGUCACUCCACCAUCCUGGAAACUGGAAUUUGUUUGUGGCGAGCGCGUGUUGCUGUGUGGCUGCUGUUCGGUUGCACGCCUGAAGCCGUGUGAGUGGAUUGGUGCGAGCGAGUGCAGGGAGGAAGCCGAGCACAGGGCCGCUGGACUACAGAGCUCACGACUCUGGGUUCAGGCCAUGAGGUUUCAUGCCUCAAUCCACUGACGGGAGACACUGGACCUAAAUGGCGCAGCAUGACUUUGUUCCUGCCUGGCUUAACUUCUCCACGCCUCAGCCUGCCAAGUCCCCUGCAGCCCCUCUUGAGAAGCAUGGUGAGCACUGUGCUCGUGGAGACGGCCGGCCGGGAGUGAGCCGCCGUAGACACAACUCCUCCGACGGCUUCUUCAACAACGAUCUGCUCCGUGCUCCGUCAGGUGAUGGGUGGCUCCAGCCGUCUUUGCUGAGGCACGACUCUGUGGACUCUGGCGUCGCUAAGGGCAAUCAGGGAGGUUUGGGUAGUGGACAUGGCUGGAAGGAGACCCCCAGCUGGCAUGGGGCCCCACGCGGUCAAGAGGGCCCUCACCAUCACCAUGGGCGCCAUGCCAAACGCGGCGGAGGAGACAGGGACCGGCAGGGUGGCCAUCGGCAACGCAACGGCAACUUCCAUCCACGCAAAGGCGCUCCCUUCCAGGACCGUUACUCUGAUGAGGAGCGCAAUGAGGACAAGCUUAAGUUUGUUGAAGAGGAUUUUCCCUCCCUGAAUCCAGAGACGACUGGAAAGGCAGUGAGUCAGGCUCGCGCUGUGGGAACUCCAGCAGGCGUGUGGGAGAAUCCUCCCAGCGCUAAGCAGACUAUGUCGAAGAUGCUGGUCAUUAAGAAAGUGUCUAAGGAGGACCCCAGUGCUGCAUUCUCUGCUGGUUUUGCUAGUGCCGGUCCGCUGCCUGCCAACGGCUCCAAAGUCCCCAUCACUGGACCCAGUGUCUACAAGAACCUGGUUCCCAAACCUGCUACUGCCCCAACUAAGACUGGCCCUUGGAAACCCAAUGGAAGGGAAACUAAAGUGGGUUUGCAUUUUUCUGGUCGGGAUUCAGCCUUCACCAGCCCUGUGUCUGUGACCAAACCUCUGACCCCGGUCAACGCACCAUCCCAUGGCACUCCAAAAGAGCCACCAUCCAGCACUACUCCUCCCAUAGACAUCACUCCUCCUCGGCUGAAGCUGAUGCGGCGUGGCACAGACCGUAAGAGCGAGUUCCUGCGUGGACUGAAGGACGAGAGGAAUGGAGAGGUGAGCAGCUGCCACAGCCCUGGAGCUCCAACAGAGGGAGAGAGCAGUACUCCUGAGCCUAAAGAGUAUGGGGAAAGCCACGAGAACGGCAUGUCUCACUCUCUUAGUGACUCAGAUACUGAGCACCUAUCCAGCUCACUGGAGGCCGAACACCGGCUGCUUAAGGCAAUGGGCUGGCAGGAGUAUCCCGAGAACGAUGACUUCCAGCCCCUCACAGAGGACGAACUCAAGGAGUUCCAGGCGAAGACUGAGCAGAUGAAGAAGAACGGGUUGGGGCGUAACGGUGUGCUCCUGAAGCCGCGUGCUGUGGCGCUGCUGGCCUGGAGGAACUCCACCAACACCGGCCUGGAUGAAGGCUCCGAGUCUGAGACCAGCAGUAGCAGCCAGACUUCAGACGACGAGGAUACCUAACGUGGCUUUAAAUCUAAUCCUGUCCUCCUUCCUCAAUCUCUCUCUUCCCCCCCUCUGUCUCUCUUACAUCACACCUUACAUUUCAAAGAAAAUGAGUGAAUAUAUUGUUUCCAUGGACAAGAGCCAUCAGUCAUAUCCCAGUGUGAGAGAGAGAGAACACUGAAAUGACACAGGCGAUUUGCUUUUCUUUUCUUCCUUUUCUCUCCUGGUCUCAUGUUUUUUCCCUUUUUCUCCCCAGACUAGAAAUGUCUAUCUAAAGCCACACACACGCGUGCAUCCCCCACCGGAUAUUUUUUGUUUUUUGAUUUGUUUUUGCUUGGGGAAAAAAAAAAAAAAAAAAGACUAACUCCUAAUAACACCAGUUAUAACUGUCACUUAACGUGGAAUAUGACUUCAUCUGAAUGUUAUAUAAAAUGGCUUUGACACCUUUUCUGAAAUAUAUAUAUAAAUAUAUAUAUUUUUUUUCCUUUUUGCGAAAACAAUUCGUAGCAUUAGUGUUAAGAUGAAACAAUCAAUCAUUGUGAGCCACUAACAGCGGCGUUGUUCCCAGUCCCUCAUAGAAAUGAACACAAGCCAGCAAGGGCACGAAAACACAAGCCCAACAGAAGUCGUGUGGGUGGGGUUUCUUUUUUUUUUUUUAAAGUACAGUUUGGCAGCUAAGCUCUGAGCCCUUCUCUUGUGUUUGACUCAAACUGUACUGGUUCCACUGUUCUCACUCUGCUUUUUGAACUAAAUAUGAGCAAGCUUGUGAAUGUAUGAUCAAAGUGACCACGUUGGAUUUGAUAUGUAGCUUACACGAGCGUAGAGUGAAGAGCGGUUCGUUAUGAAAAGGCAGUAAUAGAGGAAAGCUUCACUGACCGGUUGGUUUUCUUCGGGGAAUAAAAACAGCAUCUCGGUGCGAUUUGAUUUGACGGACAAAAUUGAUCUGAUUUUGGGCUUGCAGGAUUUCAAAUGCUUCUCGUCCUAUGACGAGUUCAAUCCCAAAGAAUUAUGCUAAUAUUCUCCUGAAGCCAGAAUGCUGACAUGAAGCAUCUUUUUUUUUUUUUUUUUUUUUUUUUGUCGUCAGCCAUGGUGUUUCAUCAAUUUCACUGUUUUGCUUUCGAAGAAUGAAUUCAGACUUGAAAGGUAAUUAGAGGAAAAUGCAGCCUUGUCAGGUAAAUUUGAGUCCACUGGCACAAAAUUGCUAUGAAGUGAAUGAUUUGAUUGAUUUUCUAAUUGACUUGUUAGAAAAGAGUCCUUAUUCUGUCGAGCUUUCCUCUUGUAAAAACAAGUUUUGUUCUGAUCACAAACGUGUUACGAGAAGUCUAGAUGCUCUUCUGUGUGUGCAGCUGAUAGAACAGUAGAUGUCCAUCUGCAAAAGUUCUGUAUUUCAUGAGGGACUGCUGGUGGAAAUUAUGCAUCUCCAUAAAUUUUUUUUUUUUUUAAUUUUUAUUUUUUUUUUGUACCUUGUUUUUGCUGAUAGGGUAUAAAAAGGCUUUAUUACAGAUUUUUUUUUUUUUUUUUUAAUGUUGGUACAGCUGUAAAAAUCCCACAUCAAUAGUUUGUUUUUCUUCUUUUUCUUUUUGUUUGCAUUAUGUUGUUCCUGCAGCCUUGAUAUUCAGGGUGGAUUGUACAAAAAUAUAAGAAUAAAAAUUGUGAGUUUUGGAAGAUGAUGAUUAUUUUGUUAAUGUUAUUUGCAGAUAAUAAGGUGUCAUAAAUGGGUUUAUCUGUAUAAGACAAAGCAAAAAAAAAAAAACCUUCUGCAGCUUGGAGGGGGGAGGAAAUGAAGAAAUUGUAAUAAAUAUUUUGCACCAAUUUGCCAAA
Neoarius graeffei (lesser salmon catfish) is the source of this 4625-nucleotide messenger RNA. RefSeq names its product GC-rich promoter binding protein 1-like 1 (gene gpbp1l1). The record is from RefSeq and is a predicted model, not a curated record. Bases 1371 to 2822 code for a protein of 483 amino acids. The transcript has 12 exons. Lineage: Eukaryota; Metazoa; Chordata; Actinopteri; Siluriformes; Ariidae. Gene Ontology annotation, molecular function: DNA binding; RNA binding. Gene Ontology annotation, cellular component: nucleus. Gene Ontology annotation, biological process: DNA-templated transcription; positive regulation of DNA-templated transcription.